GACAAACUGAAGGUCAAAAACAUCGAGAUGAUUCAGGUUAUGUUAAAAUCAAGACCCUAAAAUUCCAAUGUUCUAAAAUCUCCCAAAAUACCAAAUUGAAAUAUUACGGACAUCAUCUUCUCUCUAUUUCAGGAUGACAUACAACAGCUACUGUUCAUCAAUAUAUUUCUAACUCGUACCAAAGCUUUGGUUUUCACCGUAAUCAGCUCCAGAUAUGCCGGGAACACGCAUCAUCAUGACCAAGGAAUGCGAACACAAGUUGUCCUUUCUGGCAGAAUGGAAUGACCUCGAUUCAGGAUACCACAAGAACUUCAUGGUGAACUACUAUCCUAGUGAUGAUACACUGGAUAUCUUCGAUAGAGACCUGCAAAGGUUGUAUCUGAGGCGCAGUGUUAUCGAUUCGGUGGAUUAUAAUGAUAUGUAUGUAGGGAAUACUAUCAGAGUUUAUGGAAGACGAAUAAAAUUAUCAGACUAUGCAGAUUGCAGAACCAAAUCUAUAGUAGGUAAAAGGAAAGAAAAAACUUUAGCCAUAUUGAUGCCUUGUGUAUUCGACAAACUAGGAGAGAUUAUAAAGCAUAUCCAAAACCAUGGAUUCCAUAUCAACAGGAUGCGAAUGUGCAUUCUCAACAGACGUGAAGGCUUUUGCAUCAAGCAAAAAAGGUUUAAAACCAUUCGUAGGAUGUUUUUCGCAUAGUGAAUUCCACGAAAAUAUUUCCCAAUCUAAAGUGGUAAAGACAAAAAGACAUGAUGCGGAAUAGAACAAGGUGUAUAGCAUCUAACUUCAAAUGCUCGUCAUUUCGAUGUCUGACAAUGGUUUGGGAUCGAGCUUCCAAAUUAUCUAGUGAUGAAAGACGCUGUGAAUAGAGUGGAAUGCGAUUGUCUGUUGAAAUUUGAUGGACGACUGACUGAAUUUGAAAGAUCCCUCCAGACACUGCAUACGAGUCCCUGGAUUUCUACGACGAUCACCGUGACGACAGCACCUUGCCAUUUCUAUUAGAACACAUGACAAGCGGUCCUGUCGUCGCCAUGGAGUUAGUAGGUGAAGACGCAAUCAAAAGAUGGAUAGAUCUUAUGGGUCCAUGUAACCCCAUAGCAGCCAGAAAGACAGAUCCUCAAUGUUUGAGGGCCAUUUACGGUAGAGACAGUGUCGCCACUAGUGGCUUUCAUGGAUCAAAUAAUGCUGACGAAGUUGACAGAGAAGCACGAUUUUUAUUCCCUGAAGGUAACAAAAGUGUCUCCGGAAGUACUGUCCAACUGAAUAAUACUACAUGUUGUGUUAUUAAGCCUCACGCUAUUGCUGAAGGAAACUUAGGCGAUAUCAUAUCUGUUAUUACUUCCUCUGCUUUUAAGAUAACUGCAGCACAGAUGUUCUACCUCAGUAACGCAAAUGCGGAUGAAUUCUUGGAAGUUUACAAGGGUGUUGUCACAGAUUACCAUGCUAUGCUUUGCAGUUUUGUCGAUGGUCCUUGUGUUGCUUUCGAAAUAGCUGGAAAGAAUAGUGAUAUGGACGUCCAAAAAUUAUGUGGCCCAGUAGAUCCUGAGAUAGCUAGACAAAUUCGCCCUGGAAGUUUGAGAGCUGAGUUCGGAACUGACAAGUGUAAAAGUGCUGUACAUUGUACUGAUCUGCCGGAGGAUACUGUCCUAGAACUUGAAUACUUUUUCAAGGUCCUUAAGGACUAAACUAUUCUCACUAAAAUGUUGUUCCCUUACGAUUAAGUACCGUCUGUAUGGCUUGUACUUUUAUUAAUAAAUACUACUGGACUGUAAACCAC
Acanthoscelides obtectus is the source of this 1772-nucleotide messenger RNA. Lineage: Eukaryota; Metazoa; Arthropoda; Insecta; Coleoptera; Chrysomelidae. The record is from the annotation of a GenBank genome assembly.